CGGAUUCUUGAGGCUUCAGGGCUUUAGGCUGCCUAAACUGGUGGGGUUCUUGCUUGGGGAAAUGCCGAUGAACCGAUAAGAAUAAAGAAAGAAGGGAGACAGGGCGGGUCGUCUGAAUAUUGAUUUCUCUAUACAGGUAAUUAGGUAUUUCCUUUGUGGCCUCACUGCUUCAAACUUGGGACGUUCAAGCGAGUUGUUUUCCGUUAAUACAAUGCGAUUUGCGAGCGGGGCAGAGCCAAAAGUUAUGUCUUCGUCCAAUGGUCAGGCCUCAGAGACUUCACCUCUUCUACCCAAGGUACUAUCAGAGAACAAUGGCGAGCUGAUAGCACCUACAUUCGACCCGGGAGCUGGUCUCGCUCCGGAGGGCGCAGAUGCAUUCUAUGAGCGAGAUGAGGAAGAGAUUGGAAACCAACAGGAUGCCAAUGGAGGGGGCGAUGAUUUGGAACGUCAGAGAAGCAAUGAUAGCAGUAGAUUGAAGCAAUUCCAAGGCGAUCUGGAGCUUCAGAAGAAGAUGAAGUACUUUUUGCCCGCUGUUGCAAUUGGAGUGUUCCUCGCUUCCGCCGACCAAACCAUCAUUGUGACUUCGUCUCCAAAGAUCGGUACUGACCUCCAUGCGCUGAACAACACGUCGUGGAUUGCCACAGCAUACUUCCUGACCCUCACCUCGUUCCAACCCUUGUACGGAAAACUGUCCGAUAUCUUCGGCCGCAAGCCAUGCCUUCUCUUCGCAUACGUCGUCUUCGGACUCGGCUGCCUCUUCUGCGGCCUCUCGCGCAACAUGACCGAGCUGAUCGCCUCCCGUGCCUUCGCCGGGAUCGGAGGCGGAGGAAUGGUCACAGUGGUAUCCAUCAUCCUGUCGGAUACCGUGCCCUUGCGCGAACGUGGCAAGUGGCAGGGCUACAUCAACAUCAUCUUUGCUUCGGGUUCGGCCGCGGGAGCGCCCCUGGGAGGCAUCUUGGCCGACAGUAUCGGCUGGCGAUGGAGCUUCCUGAUCCAGGGGCCCAUGUGCUUCAUUGCUUUCUUCGCGGUGCUGUUUGCAUUCAAGGCGCCGACACGGGAUCACUCGCACUGGGCCGAAAAGCUGAAAAGAGUUGAUUUUCUCGGAGCCACCUUCUUAGUCCUGGCUGUCUUCUUCAUGAUGCUGGGAUUGGACAGGGGCAGUAACGUUGCCUGGGCUGACAAGUACACCAUCACUGCACUGGCGCUGUGUGUGCCCCUAGCGGGCAUUUUCCUCUAUGUCGAGAUGCGAGUUGCGGCGGAACCCUUUGCACCGGGACACAUCAUCUUCGAACGCAGCCUCGUUGCGUGCUAUCUGGUCAACUUCUUCGCCUAUGGCGGAUGGAUGGCUACCCUCUUCUAUGUUCCGCUCUAUCUCCAAGCCGUCUUGGGGUUUACCGCGACCCAAGCCGGCGUGAUGCUGAUUCCCGUCAUAGUAUGUGUGGUCUCCGGGAGCCUUGUGGGAGGCUUCUACAUGCAGCGAACCGGACGAUACUUCAAGAUCACCGUGGUUUCCGCUACUACGCCAGUCUUCGCGCUGAUCUCCAUCGUGCUCUUCCUCGGUGUCAUCCAGACCACCCCCCUCAUUCGCUCCAUUGGCAUCAUUGUCAGCCUCUCCAUCUGUGCGUUUCCGCAUGGCGUCACCGUCACAACCACCCUGAUCGGGUUGAUUGCAAACGCUCCGCCAUCCUCCCAGGCCGUGGUGACUGCAUGCUCGUAUCUGUUCCGAAGUCUCGGCUCGGUGUUCGGCCUUUCCCUCGCAUCGACCGUAGCGAACGCGUCGCUCCGAACGUACAUCGCUCGGGCGAUCGCCGAGCACCCCGGCGCUGCACCCCCUGAUGUGGAUCCGGCUCAGCUUGCCGCUAUGAUCCGGCAGAGUCUGGAUACCAUUGCGAAGCUCGACCCGGAGUUCCGGGCAGUCGUCAGACAGUGCUUUGCGCUUGCUAGCAGAAAUGCCUUGGCUUGUCAAGUGGUUUUCGGUUCCUUUGCCGCUGUAGCAGUGUGGGGAAUCAGGGAGAAAGCACUGAGUAGAUGAUCAAAAUCAUGACCCUGCGGGCAGAAGCCAUUCCCAUUCCGCUAUUAGGGGAUGAUUUACGCAGCCGGCUAAGAAGAGACACAGGGCUAAUCAUGGUGAAUGAAGAUAAAUU
Molecule: messenger RNA, 2144 nt
Organism: Eremomyces bilateralis CBS 781.70
Lineage: Eukaryota; Fungi; Ascomycota; Dothideomycetes; Eremomycetales; Eremomycetaceae
Product: vacuolar basic amino acid transporter 2
Exons: 2
Coding region: 212-2032 (606 amino acids)
Biological process (GO): basic amino acid transport; transmembrane transport
Cellular component (GO): fungal-type vacuole membrane
Molecular function (GO): basic amino acid transmembrane transporter activity
Source: RefSeq, a predicted model, not a curated record